This is a messenger RNA of Cheilinus undulatus (humphead wrasse), 5152 nucleotides long. It is a transcript of the gene slf2, whose product is annotated as SMC5-SMC6 complex localization factor 2. The record is from RefSeq and is a predicted model, not a curated record. NCBI's taxonomy places the organism in Eukaryota, Metazoa, Chordata, Actinopteri, Labriformes, Labridae. The transcript is spliced from 20 exons. The coding region runs from base 241 to 3699 and encodes 1152 amino acids.
UCGAUUCUGCAGCAGGCGGGAGAGGAUGGUAACAUGAUUUUAACGAAACAAAUGUCAGUCCGUUAUCGUCGAUGUCUGUAGUUAUUAGAAAACUCUGCACAAUCCCGACAAUGAGAAAAGCAACAGAGAAUCAAGGGGACACUCGAACACUUGCAGAUUACUACUCUCCGAGAGCUAAAGGUGGGUCACUGUGUCGCUACGUGUUGAUGUGUCAUAGUGAAGGAUUUUCAGGAGACUCCAAUGAAGCCUUCACAGGUUCCUAAUCGUCUUCCUCACCUGGCACCCAGGAGGAUUUUGCCUCUCCCUAAACCAGAGCUUUACCCAGCAUCCCCUUGCCCGGAACAACGACAUAAACGAAUGCCGUCGAGGGAGAAAUUAAGUCCUGCUGCUGACAUGAAUUGCUCUUCACUCAAGAGGAGGAGGGAGUUUGAAGACUGUGACGGCAGUCCUGUGAAACUCCAUCGACAGAGGGAAAUCUGCAAAGCACAAACACCAAAAACUACUUCUAACAACUGUCUUAGAACUUCACUGGUGUCUUCAUCAUCAUCGAGGCAGUCUUUGGUUCUUGAACAGUCUCCUGAAUCCACAGAUAACCAUCUGUGUGGCCAGUCAGCUUGCUCCUCCUCACUUAAAUCUGCUCAGGCAUCCUGUGUAUCUUCAUCUCCUCUCCCUUGUAAACAGAGACAAUCACCAAUGGGAGCAAAGCAAGCCUAUAUAAAGCACACUCAGAAUCAUACUCUGAGAAUAUUGGAUCUAAAAUCACCUACAAAACAAGGUGCAGAAAAUUCAAAGAAAAGAGGAGAGGAAGACCAUAAGACAGAUAAAUCAAGCUCUUCUUUUUCCCCUGGAGCUAUACAAAAAGACGUUGGCAACUUGCCUUCUUUUUCCUCAGGGAGCCACCACUCUGGUCAUCGCAGCGCCUCUGUCUUGACGGUCAAAACUCCGCGCAGAGGUAAUAGUGCAAUGGAGAACAGAAAGUCAGCUAGCUUUACUCCCAAAUCAGCUGUAGAUCCAAACUCAGAUUCUUUGAGUGGUUCUACUGUAAAACGGAGCAAAACCUCUCACACAAGAAGACCUGUUGCAGAUGAUAUUGAUGACCUUUUCACCCCUGAUCCUCUGAAAUACAUAGUUAGCCCUGCUAAUAAAGCUUCCAAGACUAAGACAGAUGGAGUAGUGGUCAAAUCCUCCACUCCAGAGAAAAGCUCACCCAACACUGCAACCACCUCUAGCACCACAGUUUCUCAGUCUGUGUGUCAAAAAACUCAAAAGGUCACAACUGGUUCUCCUCACACAGGGAAUAUAAAUGUUGCACCUUCGUCCAACAAGGAUCCAGAUCACUCACAGCUUUCCGUGCCAUUUGUAACUUUAAAACGGGUUAAAAUUGAAAACCCUAAACCCUCUCGCUGCAAAGACCCAGAAUUAAAAAAUGGACACAUUCCUUCUUCAAGCAGGCAGCUAAAGGAGGAGACUGUUAAAUCUAAUGACAAACAAAAUUGUAACCAUCCAAAUGAUGUAAACACAAGCACUUUAGAGACCGCCGCCUCUGGACAGUUUUCUACACAUCCUCCACUACUGCAGAGGCAGGCCAGUAGAGAGCUGAAACAGGAGGUGAAAAAUGUGGAUCCCGUAGAUGUGGAGCUGGACCUGGAUCUAAGCCUGGCUUUAGACUUGGAUUUAACUCAGAGCUCCCACAGCAGUGAGGAUGAGCAGCUGCUUUCCCUGCAGGAGAUGAUGGAGCGAGCCACCAAGCCUCCAGAUACACCAGAGAAGGGGGCCUUCUCAGAGCCUGGUACACCUGGACCCCUUAGCUGCAAGCUGAAAAAACAGCCAUUACCAGCUUACACAAAGACAUGCAACUACAAGAACAGCCUCGAUCAGAUGCUGAAAGAAAUAAACACUAACAAAAGAUCGAAAGAGGUUGAGACGCAGCUUCUCACUGCAUGUAAAGAGGACCUGUUAAGAAUAGCAGAAUACGAGGAGACUGAGGAGAACCAGGAUGAGGGGAUCUCCACUGAACACCAGGAGUUCCUGCAGCGUUACUCUCUAAUAUCAAGUGCCAUCAGAGAGGUUCCUCCAGGAGAGUUGGUGUUCAGCCUGGAAAAAUUUGGGCAGAUCUUCAAUCACAAUACACUGCAGCUUAGGCAAUGUAUGAUUACUCCAGAGGGGGCAGCUCAGAAAACACUUCUUUGGUCCAGCCCUGCUCACCUGAGACUGAAUGUAAAUAGUGGAUUAUUUCUGGAAGUCUAUGCUUGUCAUUCACCCUGUCCGACUCAGGUUACUCGGUUUCUUUUCAAGAUGAUGUCAGUCCAUAAUGAGAGGGUGGUGUCUGAAAAUAUACUACAGACCCUCUAUGGCAUAGCCACCACUGCUGCUUAUCAGAUAGUAAAAAACAAAAGCCAGAAGUUUCAAGUGUGGGUUCCCAGUCUGGCUGAUAUCACACUGGUCCUUCUAAACAUGGGAGCUUCAUUUGUUACUCUCUUUCCUUUUGAGAAUCUGCAGCCUCCAUUCACUGAGGGAGAUUUACUGGGGGAUGCCCAUGUCAAAGCAGAGAGUUCAUCCACCAGGGAGGAACAAUGCAGUUUCCCUGAACACAACUGCAUCAACAUCCUAAAGUACCUGUCUUACUGCCUGGACCUCUGUCCAAAGGCCUACAGUGACGAUGAGCUGCUGUUGCUGCUGACAGUGGUGGGAAAGGUGGGGCUGGACACACAGCUCAUCCUCCAAUCUGCCUCUGAGCUGUAUCCUCUACAGUACAAAAUUGUCAACAACUUCAGAGACUGGAACACCAUGCUGCCUAGAAUCUGUUUGGCUCUCACUGAUCUGACAGAUGACCACCACAACAUGUGUGCACUUGUUACAAUGCUGUCUGACAACACACGUGGAAAGCAGCUGCGACGGCAUCUCAGUUUAUGCAUGAUCUCCAAGCUGUUGGAUGGGAAUUGUACAUACAGACCAACAGAAGAAGAGAUUCAGCUUUCUGAACUGAGGCGCUUCUUGCCCCGCAUGCAGCCCUCCACUCUUCUUCGCAGCAUGCUGAGGAAUCAAAGGGAUAAAGAGGACAUGGAAACACUGGACCAACAGUCCUACUACCUCUGCUAUAGCCUUCUGACCUUGGUGAACGAAGCCUCCAAUUUUCAGUUCUUCCCAGCUCAUCAAAAGGAGCAGCUGCUGAUUUUGUGCUCUGAGCUGGAAAUGCAUGUGAAGUGUGACAUCAGAGAAAGUGAGAAACGCCUCUACAGAAGCAAGGUAAAAGACCUGGUGGCCAGGAUCGACACCAAGUGGCAGAUACUUCUUCGGAAAACAAGGCCUUUAAAUGGCAAGUUGUAUGACUUCUGGCAGCCUUCUUCUGAAUAUACUUUGACAAACAGCCAAGAAGGGCAGGAGGGGAACAGCAGUGAUGAAAGAGAGGAGGAUGAAGAGGCAGAAACCAAUGAAGCUAAAGACAUUGAGGCUGAGGUGGUUUCUGAUGACACUGAGAAUGAAGGAGAGGAAACGAUACAUGUGCCUAACAAGACAGUGGAUUUGGGUAAAGAAGAGGUGCCACAAACGGAGGCUCAAGUUCACUCAGAGUCUGAAGUUACGGUUGAGGAUAAAAAGGGCGAAAACAAAGGCAGUACUGAGGUCCAAAAUGAAAAUGACUGUAAGGCAGCAGAAAGUCCUCUGCAUGACCAAGCAGAGGCAGGUGAUUUAGUGUCAUAGAGAUUUUUAUUUAUUUUCAGGGCUUUAUUAGCUGUUGCCUUAACACAAAUCUCAUUUUGCACUAUUACCUCGUCUCUCUUACCUCUGAGUUUGAUUGUCAACACAAAUGUUAAUUGUAUGCAAGAAAUAAAAACAAAUUUGGAAGAGAUCCCAAUUUUUGUCAAGGGCUAAAGCAUUUUCUUUUCUCUCUUUUCUGCGUAGUGCUGCUCGAGAAGUAAAUACUAGUUCACUGUCUUUUCGAAGAAAAAUUCAAUUCUGUUUAAAGUUCUUUAGGAGUGUGCAAUUCAUAAAUAUGUGUUUUUACAUUGUAUUUUUACAUUGCUCUGCAGUAGGGUGCAUACAGAACCUGUUCACUUAGAGUGUUGUUUUUGAAAUUUUCUGUUCCAGUUUUUUGUUAGAAAGGAAAUAAUUUCAGUUUUUUUGCUGUUGCUACCAACUGUAAGGUUGAUUUAUGUGUGUUGCAUGUAAAAUUGAAGUGGAAGAAUUUAUAUAAGUCAUAUACUUUUUUCUCCUGUUGUGCACUUGUUUUGUUUCUGUUUCUACCUGAAGCACUGUCAGGAAUAAUAGCUGCCAUAGGUGCUGCUAAAAUUAACAAUAUGCAAUUUUCAGAACCACUUGUGUGGUCAGCUUUUUUACUACCAAUUAUCUGUUUAGAAACAUUGCCAAGUAAUUUGUUUCCCCUGCUCGAGCUUUCGUUUCUUACAGUAUCUUAUAAGCUGCAUUGUUUUUUCCACAGCACUCAUGUUCAAGAAGAAAUGAGUCAGUGACUGUUUUGGUGACUAAUUUGGGGGAGAUUUUCCCUCUUUGGCAUGUUUAAAAAUGUCACCAGCAAAAAGACCUAUUAAUUUAACUUUGUGAAAAAUGUACAGAAAAAUAUUAACUUGUUUGUUGAUAAUUGAUGCAUUUUACAUUUGUUUUGAGUGUGUGCAUUUUGUUAAAUUUUAUUGUUUUUGAUUAUAUUUUUCUAAAGAAAACACUUUUAUACUGAGUUUUGUGAGAUUCAAAAAAUAAACUGCUUACAUGCAAUAUUUGUGCAAUGUAUUCUGAAUAUUCAAAACAUUCGGUCUGCUUGAACCAUCACUUGUAAAAUAUGUUUUUCAAAAUUUGACAUUGCUACAACUAGUUUAUAUGUUAUAGCAUCCAGGAGGUAAUCACUGAAUCCAGAUAUGAAAUCUCUGGUUGAACUUAUUUUGCUCACUGUAAGGGGUAGAAAAAGUACCACAAUGUUGUACUCGAGUAAAAGUACAGUUACUCAAGUCAAAAUUUACUUAAGUAAAGGUACUGGUCUAUAAAUCUAUUCAAAUAAUGGUAAGAAUUAUUCAGUUUUCUUUAGGUAAUAAGUAGCCGCUACGGCUGAAUGAUUUGGGAAAACGAAUUGUGAUUUUUUCAUUUCCGAUAAUGCUGUUGCAAUUUGACAUGCAAUGAUUUCACACCGUCUGUAUUCCUCAACAAA